This is a messenger RNA of Morchella sextelata, 1101 nucleotides long. RefSeq lists its product as uncharacterized. NCBI's taxonomy places the organism in Eukaryota, Fungi, Ascomycota, Pezizomycetes, Pezizales, Morchellaceae. The record is from RefSeq and is a predicted model, not a curated record. The transcript has 2 exons. Bases 1 to 1101 code for a protein of 366 amino acids.
AUGUCUGAUGCCGACCCAACCUCGGAAGCCUCAAGCGCAGCAAGCGUAGCAAGCCCAGAUGUCGUUCCCUCGCCCUUUCUUGCAGAACUCGACUCGCUCAUCUCCCAGCAAACGGUCAUGCUCAAACUCCAGUCGGACAAAACCGAUUCCCUACGGACUCUCAACAACGAUAUAUAUCCAGUCUUAGAUAAGCUCAGAAGUGACUGGAAAGGCUCUGAUGCGGAGAGUGCGCAGUGGAACUGCUUGUUAAAACGGCAGUUCGACUACUGGGCGCGUAUGAAGGAGGCGUCAGCGCUACGUAGGAAGAUGACAGAUCUUGUACAUGAUUCGCAGCGGCUGAGAGCGGCAAUGCUGCGGAGAGAGAGUGAACAGGGCACUGAGCAGACACGGAAAGAGAGGGACCAGCUGCGUGACGAUGUGCGGAAGGAGAAGGAACUUCACCAUGUGACUAUGUUCGAGGUGGAAGCGCUCCGGAGGCAGCUGAAUGAGGAGAAGAAGCUCCAUGAGGAGACACGAUUGAUGAGAGAGCAGCAGAUUUCUGAGCAGAAUGACAUGGCGAAGGAACUUCGCGAGUUGACUUUGGAGGUCGUAUCGCUCCGGGCGCAGUUGGGCGAGGAGAAGAAGCUCCGUCAGGUGGCAGGAUCAAUGAGAGACCGGCAACCUUCUGAGCAGAAUGACAUGGAGAGGGAACUUCGAGAGGUGUCUUCAGAGCUCGUAUGGUUCGUGGCGCACUUCUGGGAGGAGAAGAACCUCCAUAUGAAGACGCAACUGGCGAGAGACCAGUUUUCUGAGCAGAAUAAUAGACAGAAGGAGCUCUGUGAGGAGUUGCGCAAGGAGAAUAAAGCAUUACUUGAGGAAAUAUCCAAGGGGAGGGAGGUCCGCGAAGAGAUGAAGAGCGAGAUCGAGAAGCUCCGUGAAGAGAUAGAGAGCGAGAUCGAGAAGCUCCGCGCAGAGCUUCUGAAGAAGAGAGAAGAUAUUCGUGAAGAGAUGAAGGGCGAGAUGAAACAGGGGCAGGCAGAGCAGGAAAAAUCUAGACGAGUACUACUGGAGCAGCAACCGAGGGAAAUGCGAAAUUCCGAGCAGACAACCGCCCGGGAUUGA